AUGUCUCUCAAAAAGGCUCUUAAUAAGCUCAAGCCGGGCAGCCACAGUAACCCAACGUCCGACACCGAGUCCUCUCCCACUUCGCCUAAGACUUCAAUCUUUCGUAGCCGCCCCAGCGGCGAGUUCAAGCCCAGCAAUGCGUCCGACCUUCUGGCAGACAGCCGCUCGAGCGUGGACCAGCCACCCAAACCCGACUCCCCCAGGAGCAGCGGCAUUUUCUCGCGAUUCACCGACAGCCCAAAUAGCAGCUCGACUUUUCCUCUCAGAUCCGCCGCCACCGACCACCAUCGCCGCUCAGCCUCACAAUCCCGUAGUACUGCGAGCCCCGUCCGCGCCUUAAGGGAGAAGCUGCAUCUGGGCGCCGACUCGUCUAGCGAAGAGGAUGUCCCCCUCAAUCGAGAAGGCGAGCCAAUGUCCAAGAACCAGCUACGGAAGGCGGAAAAACAGGCCAAGAUCGAGGAGCGCCACAGGGAAAUCGAGGAGAAGGAGGCCGAGAUUGAGAGGAGGAGAAAGGAGAUGGCCGAGCAGGCCGACAGAGAAUUGACACCAGAGCAGAAAGCCAAGUACGGCUUGAUCCAUCCAAACAGCUACGCCGGCGACAUCAAACAUGACCACCGCAUUGAUAUCAAGAAUCUGAGUGCCAAGGAUGUGGGCAAGGAGGUCGUCUUCCGUGCCAGACUACAUCACUUGAGGAAGAUGAGUUCCAAGUUCGUCUUCUUCGUGUUCCGUCAGCAGACCGCCACCAUACAAGGCGUGCUGGUGGAGCAUGGCGAUAUCACAAAGUACAUGCUCUACUGGGCAGAGCACCUAGAGCCCGAGAGCGUUCUGCUUGUCAGGGGCGUCCUGCAAGAGCCGCAAUCCAGGCAGGGUGAGGUCACAGGAGCCACGAUUCACGACGUCGAGGUUUCGGUGCACGCCCUCCAUGUCGAGGCCGUUGUCACAGAGCAUUUGCCUUUCAAUGUUUACGAGGCCGAAGUUUCCCAAGCCGACGUGGAUGAAGAACUUGCCAGAGAGGGCCAUAAAGAGGGCCAUACGCGCGUCAAGAUCUCGGACCGCACUCGACUGCACAACCGCGUCCUCGAUCUACGAACAACCACAUCACAAGCCAUUUUCCGCAUCCAAUCCGGCAUUUGCCGCCUCUUCCGCCAGGCUCUGGAUGCAGAAGGCUUCAUUGAGAUUCACACCCCAAAGCUGCAAGGUGGUGCGUCCGAAUCUGGAGCUAGUGUCUUCAAGGUGCAAUAUUUCAACCGUGGGGCUUUCCUUGCCCAGAGCCCACAGCUACCGAAGCAAAUGUGCAUCUCUGCCGACUUUGGCAAGGUGUACGAGAUCGGUCCCGUCUUCCGCGCGGAGAACAGCAACACCUAUCGCCAUCUGACCGAGUAUACUGGUCUGGAUCUCGAAAUGCAGAUUGAGGAGCACUAUCAUGAAGUCCUGCGCACAUUGGACCGCACCUUCAAAACCAUCUUCAAAGGUAUCUAUAAUAACUACAGGACAGAGGUCGAGCUUGUCAAGCGCCAGUUCCCGCACGAGGACCUGGUAUGGCUGGAAGAGACCCCAAUCAUCCCGUUCGCCGAAGCUGUGAAGAUGCUCAACGACUCGGGAUGGAGGGACGAGGAUGGCAACCCUCUCGAUCCGAACGAGGAUCUUGGUACCCGAGACGAAAUUCAACUUGGCCGUGUCAUCAAGCAGAAGCUGGGCACCGACUACUAUGUGCUAGACAAGUUCCCUCGCAACGCCCGUCCCUUCUACGCCAUGCCCGAUCCCUACAAUCCCGAUGUCACAAACGCCUUCGACAUCUUCUUGCGUGGUCAGGAGAUUCUCAGCGGCGGGCAGCGUAUCCAUGAUGCGAACAUGUUGUUGGAGAAUCUGGCGAGGCUGAAAAUGGACCCGCAGACCAUGGAGGAAUACAUUCAGGCCUUCCAAUGGGGCGCACCCCCCCACGGUGGUGGCGGCAUCGGUCUAGAGCGUAUCCUGAUGCUCUUCCUGAACCUUGGAAACAUCAGGCACGCUUCCAUGUUCCCCCGCGAUCCCAAGAGCUUGCCCGCGAAGCCUGUCAUCAAGCAACUGCGCCACCCAGAGGCGAGCACCAUGCAUCCACCCUGGGAGGGCAAGGAUCGGGUCAUGGCUGGGUUGGAGUUCCAACCCAUCGAGAAGCUCAUUGCGAACUAUGGCGAUGCUACGAACACGUCUUGGCUCGAGCCUCGAACGGAAAUCUGGCGUGACGAGUUCACCGGAGCGGCUGUUGGGUUUGUCCCUGUGGAUGGCUACGCCAUUACGGUCGGCGACCCCUUGUGCCAUUCGUCUCAAUAUGUCAAGACCAUUUCCGGAUAUCUUCGAUAUAUCAAGAAAGAGCGUGGUCUGAAACCCUUGUGGCUCCUGGUGGGGUCAGAGGUGGAAGAAGUGUUGGCGUCGAAGUUCAACUGGCGCACCUUCUCCGUGGUUGCGGAGCAGCGAGUCGACCCAGGAAACAACCCUGCGCUCCAGGAUUCGGAGAUCCAACGCAAGAUCCGCAAAGCAGAGAGAGAAGGGGUCAAGAUCACGGACUAUCCGAUUGGCUCUCCUCCGCCAGAGGAGAUGAGGCAGAAGGUGGAUGGCCGCGUACAGGAGUGGUUGGCCAGCCGGAAAGGCCGCCAGGUGCAUCUGACAAACAUUCGCCCCUGGCAGGACAUUGAACACCGCCAGUAUCACAUUGCGCAGACGGCGGAUGGCACGGUUGUGGCAUUUGUCGCCAUGGCGCAGCUCAGCCCUGAUCACGGCUGGCAGGUCAAGUACUCGCUGGACUUUCCCAACGCGCCAGGAGGCGCCAUCGAGCACACGGUCAUACACGCGUUGAAGGCCGUUGCGGGGGCAGGUGCCACCACCGUCACCUUUGGCGGUGGUGCCAGCUCUAAAUUCACCCCGGGCCACAACGUCGGAGGCGCCAAAGUCAAGGUGCUCAGCAAAGCUUACCAUGCCAUUGCGACGGAGCUGAAGCUCACCAACAAGACCGAGUUCCGAGAGAAGUUGGGCGCUCAGGACGACCCGAGCUACAUCUGCUACCCGCCUCACGGGCUGGGCCCAAUGGCGGUCAAGGCCAUUUUGAAUUUCUUCGAAGCAUCGGAAGAGUCGCGGAAUGAAUGA
Molecule: messenger RNA, 3120 nt
Organism: Westerdykella ornata
Lineage: Eukaryota; Fungi; Ascomycota; Dothideomycetes; Pleosporales; Sporormiaceae
Product: aspartyl-tRNA synthetase-like protein
Exons: 1
Coding region: 1-3120 (1039 amino acids)
Biological process (GO): aspartyl-tRNA aminoacylation
Cellular component (GO): cytoplasm; aminoacyl-tRNA synthetase multienzyme complex; cytosol
Molecular function (GO): RNA binding; ATP binding; aspartate-tRNA ligase activity
Source: RefSeq, a predicted model, not a curated record